Brassica napus (rape) is the source of this 1751-nucleotide messenger RNA. RefSeq names its product alpha-1,3-mannosyl-glycoprotein 2-beta-N-acetylglucosaminyltransferase. The transcript is spliced from 18 exons. The record is from RefSeq and is a predicted model, not a curated record. Gene Ontology annotation, cellular component: Golgi apparatus. The coding region runs from base 162 to 1499 and encodes 445 amino acids. NCBI's taxonomy places the organism in Eukaryota, Viridiplantae, Streptophyta, Magnoliopsida, Brassicales, Brassicaceae. Gene Ontology annotation, molecular function: alpha-1,3-mannosylglycoprotein 2-beta-N-acetylglucosaminyltransferase activity.
AAAAUAAAAAUUUGACAAACCAAAACGACGCCGUUUCAAACAACAACAAAAAAAGAAAAAAAAAACAAGUCGGAUGGAUAGCUGAGCUGAGCUCCCGGCGGCAACCUCCUCCUCCUCCAAGACCGCAGCGCAUUCUCUCUCUCAUCAUCUUGGUAAGAGAAAUGGCGAGGGUUCCUUGUGACUUGAGAUUUCUUCUCAUACCGGCAGCUUUCAUGUUCAUUUAUAUCCAGAUGAGGCUUUUCCAGACGCAAUCACAGUAUGCAGAUCGCCUCAGCUCAGCUCUCGAGUCAGAGAACCAUUGUACUAGUCAAUUGCGAUCCCUCAUUGAUCAAGUAAGCACUAAACAGUCCCGGAUUCUCGCUCUCGAAGAUUUGAAGAACCGCCAGGACCAACAACUCGUGCAGCUUAAGGAUCUUGUCCACACCUUUGAAAGUAAAGGGAUAGCAAAGCUCACUGAAGGUGGACAGCAGGUGCCUCUGGCAGCUGUUGUGAUUAUGGCCUGCAGUCGUGCUGACUAUCUUGAACGCACUGUCAACUCUGUUUUAAAAUAUCAAAGUCCCAUUGCUUCAAAAUAUCCUCUCUUUAUAUCUCAGGAUGGAUCUAAUCAAGCCGUCAAGAGCAAGUCUUUGACCUAUACUCAACUAACGUAUAUGCAGCACUUAGAUUUUGAACCAGUCAUCACCGAAAGGCCUGGCGAACUGAUUGCCUACUACAAAAUUGCACGUCACUACAAGUGGGCACUAGACCAGUUGUUUUACAAACAUAAAUUUAGUCGAGUGAUUAUACUAGAAGAUGAUAUGGAAAUUGCUCCAGACUUCUUUGAUUACUUUGAGGCUGCAGCUCGUCUCAUGGAUAGGGAUGAAACCAUUAUGGCUGCUUCAUCAUGGAAUGAUAAUGGCCAGAAGCAGUUUGUGCAUGAUCCCUAUGCACUUUACCGAUCAGAUUUUUUUCCUGGCCUGGGGUGGAUGCUGAAGAGAUCGACUUGGGAUGAGCUAUCACCAAAGUGGCCAAAGGCUUAUUGGGAUGAUUGGCUGAGAUUGAAGGAAAACCAUAAAGGCCGCCAAUUUGUUCGACCAGAAGUCUGCCGAACAUACAAUUUUGGUGAACAUGGGUCUAGUUUGGGACAGUUUUUCAGUCAGUAUCUGGAACCCAUAAAGCUAAACGAUGUGAAGGUUGACUGGAACGCAAUGGACCUGGGAUACCUGACAGAGGGAAACUAUACCAAGUACUUUUCUGGCUUAGUGAGACAAGCACGACCAAUUCAAGGGUCUGACCUUGUCUUAAAGGCUCAAAAUAUAAACGGCGAUGUUCGUAUCCGGUAUGAAGACCAAGCAGAGUUUGAACGCAUUGCAGGGGAGUUUGGCAUAUUUGAAGAAUGGAAGGAUGGUGUGCCCCGAACAGCAUAUAAAGGAAUAGUGGUGUUCCGAAUCCAGACUACUAGACGUGUAUUCCUGAUAGGCCCAGAUUCUGUGAUGCAGCUUGGAAUUCGAAAAUCCUGAUGCAAAACAAAACACAUAUGAAAGCAAAGGAAGAUCAUUUCGACCACAGGCAGCCUUUCUUCAAACAGCUGUUUGCACUUUUUGGCUGUAUAAUUCAAGGAUGAGUUUGUAGACAGGGGGUGGGGGUUAAAUUUAACAGCUAGAAAGCUCUGGUGGCCUGUGUCAUAGGUUUUAAAGUUAAGGGAACCCACUCCUUUAAAGGAGCAGACUUAAAACACAUUUCAGUCGUUAUAUAACCUGGUUGUUUUGUUG